This is a messenger RNA of Lutra lutra (Eurasian river otter), 2583 nucleotides long. RefSeq names its product splicing regulatory glutamine/lysine-rich protein 1-like. Lineage: Eukaryota; Metazoa; Chordata; Mammalia; Carnivora; Mustelidae. Gene Ontology annotation, cellular component: nucleoplasm. Gene Ontology annotation, molecular function: RNA binding. The record is from RefSeq and is a predicted model, not a curated record.
CGGGAUGAACAGCGGCGGCGGCUUCGGUUUGGCUUUAGGCUUCGGCCUUACCCCUACGGCGGUGAUUCAGGUGACCAAUCUGUCAUCGGCGGUGACCAGCGAGCAGAUGAGGACGCUUUUUUCCUUCCUAGGAGAAAUCGAGGAGCUGCGGCUUUACCCCCCAGACAACGCUCCUCUUGCUUUUUCUUCCAAAGUAUGUUAUGUUAAGUUUCGUGACCCAUCAAGUGUUGGCGUGGCCCAGCAUCUAACUAACACGGUUUUUAUUGACAGAGCUCUGAUAGUUGUACCCUGUGCAGAAGGUAAAAUUCCAGAGGAAUCCAAAGCCCUCUCUUUAUUGGCUCCUGCUCCAACCAUGACAAGUUUAAUGCCUGGUGCAGGCUUGCUUCCCAUACCGACCCCAAAUCCCUUGACUACAUUGGGUGUUUCCCUUAGCAGUUUGGGAGCUAUACCAGCAGCAGCACUAGACCCCAACAUUGCAACGCUUGGAGAGAUACCACAGCCACCACUUAUGGGAAAUGUGGAUCCUUCCAAAAUUGAUGAAAUUAGGAGAACAGUCUAUGUUGGCAAUUUGAAUUCCCAGACAACAACAGCUGAUCAACUACUUGAAUUUUUUAAACAAGUUGGAGAAGUGAGGUUUGUGCGGAUGGCAGAUGAUGAGACUCAGCCAACUCGGUUUGCUUUUGUGGAAUUUGCAGACCAAAAUUCUGUACCAAGGGCCCUUGCUUUUAAUGGAGUUAUGUUUGGAGACAGGCCACUGAAAAUUAAUCACUCCAACAAUGCAAUAGUAAAACCCCCUGAGAUGACACCUCAGGCUGCAGCUAAGGAGUUAGAAGAAGUAAUGAAGCGAGUACGAGAGGCUCAGUCCUUUAUCUCAGCAGCCAUUGAACCAGAGUCUGGAAAGAGCAAUGAAAGAAAAGGCGGUCGAUCUCGUUCCCAUACUCAUUCAAAAUCCAGGUCUAGCUCAAAAUCCCAUUCUAGACGAAAAAGAUCGCAGUCAAAACACAGGAGUAGAUCCCAUAAUAGGUCACGUUCAAGACAAAAAGACAGACGUAGAUCUAAGAGCCCACAUAAAAAACGCUCUAAAUCAAGGGAGAGACGGAAAUCAAGGAGUCGUUCACGUUCACGGGACAAGAGAAAAGACACCCGAGAAAAGAUCAAGGAAAAGGAAAGAGUGAAAGAAAAAGAUAGAGAAAAGGAAAGGGAAAAAGAGAGAGAGAGGGAGAAGGAACGUGAAAAAGAAAAGGAACGGGGUAAAAACAAAGACCGGGAUAAAGAACGGGAAAAGGACCGGGAUAAAGACAAGGAAAAGGACAGAGAGAGAGAGCGGGAAAAAGAACAUGACAAGGAGCGAGACAAGGACAAGGAACAGGACAAAGAAAAGGAACGAGACAAGGACAGAUCCAAAGAGAUAGAUGACAAAAGAAAGAAGGAUAAAAAAUCCAGAACACCACCCAGAAGUUACAAUGCAUCAAGAAGAUCUCGUAGUUCCAGCAGGGAAAGGCGUAGGAGGAGGAGCAGAAGUUCUUCCAGAUCACCAAGAACAUCAAAAACUAUAAAAAGGAAAUCUUCUAGAUCUCCAUCUCCUAGGAGCAGAAAUAAGAAGGAUAAAAAGAGAGAAAAAGAAAGGGACCAUAUUAGUGAAAGAAGAGAGAGAGAACGAUCAAGCUCUACAAGAAAGAGCUCUAAUGACCGAGAUGGAAAGGAAAAGUUGGAGAAGAACAAUACUUCACUUAAAGAGAAGGAACACAAUAAAGAACCAGAAUCAAGCGUGGGCAAAGAAGUAGAUGACAAGGAUGCACCAAGGACCGAGGAAAACAAAGUACAGCAAAAUGGAAAUUGUCAGCCAAAUGAGGAAAACCUCUCUACCAAAACAGAAGCAGUAUAGGACCGACAAAUGCACCUCUAAACACACGCUGGAAUAAAAUCCAAAGCUUUUAAAUCUCUCAACAAGAUGUUAAACAGUGAAGAAAUCCAGUUGAGCAUAAAGAUACAAACUAACAGCUUUUCUAGUUGUUAGGUGACUGUGUGGCCAUCUUGUUCCAGAGUAAGAAAAUAAAGCAUGGACAUCGUGAAAAUGACAGGUGUUACCCAAACUCCUCAUCUUCUAGAAUCUGUGCAUUUCCAUGGUGGCUGACACACUUGUCAUGUGGUUUGUUAGUGUUUGUCAAGAACCAUUACAAAUAAAUGGGACAUUAAAAUCCAAAUUUGUACUAUCCUUAAAGACUGGAGAUAAGCAUUGGAGGCUCUUUUUAAAAACGGUAGUUGCUGAAUUUUGUAUUGUUUUACUUUUUUUUUAAUUUCGAUAUAUACAGAUUUGAUGAUGUGCUUGAAAUCGGUGGAAAUAUAUAUACAUCCUUGUAAGUGCAGAGUAUGUAAGAAGUUUUAACAUUUACUUCACAGGAUUUACGGUGAUUGUGUUAAAUUCUCACUAUUGUGUUUUCUUUUGCUCACUGUUUAGGACAACAGGUUUUUUUUUGUUAAAAUAGUUUUACAAACUAAAGUUGCUUAAAUAAGUGGAUUAACAAACAACUGACAAUGCAUGCUCCUGUUCUCUCUCAAAAGGAAGAGCACCCGUGUUGAAUA